Ictalurus punctatus (channel catfish) is the source of this 1547-nucleotide messenger RNA. RefSeq names its product transmembrane protein 218 (gene tmem218). The transcript is spliced from 4 exons. Lineage: Eukaryota; Metazoa; Chordata; Actinopteri; Siluriformes; Ictaluridae. The record is from RefSeq and is a predicted model, not a curated record. Bases 265 to 615 code for a protein of 116 amino acids.
AGGAAGUGAAGACGGACAAUACGAAGCUGCUUUGUAUCUAGGAACAAAUAUAACUAAUAUAACGGGCUUUAUCUGGCUCGUUGUAAAGGUUUGUUUUGUUUUGUUUUGUUUUGUUUUGUUUUGUUUUGUUUUGUUUUGUUUUAAACUGACAAAUUAAAUUCAGCCUAAUUUCACCGGCGUCACAGACUAAUCUGCUAAAACGGAAGCAGUAUUAGCUUGUUUGGCUAACAGUUUGUUGUGUAAUACACAUAGUACAGGUGACUUAUGGGCGGGGCGCUGGUGCUGGGGGUGGGGACAGGUGUCUUCCUCAUCGCCCUCAUGUGGAUAGGCACGCUGGUCCUUAGUCUCAUCAUGUCGCGUGUUGCUGGUUCAACCAAGCUUGGGAUCAUUCCCUUGGUGCUGUUGGCUCUAACCAUCACCUUGAUCCUUGUGUUCUUCCCUCGUACCUCUGAAUUACCAUCUCCUGUUAAAGAAAAACAGGUAGUGGACACCUUCUUCAUUGGCCGCUAUGUGCUCCUGGCGGUAGUGAGUGUGGUCUUCCUGGUGUCUCUAUUUAUCCUCCUACCCUUCCACUUCCUGGAGCCGGUAUACGCCAAGCCCCUGAGAGCCCACUAGACCAGGCCUUGGCACAUGCCAGUUCCCUAAUGGACCAUCCACCAUCAGUGACGCUGACUUCAGAUGAGAGGUUCCUACAAAGAGGCUCCAGUGUUUUUGUCUGCUGGCCAAAUCAGAUGUUCUGGCCUCUGUCUGACUGUAAAAUAAAAAAGAGGACUAUCUUAUAGAUAGCACUGCUACCGUAAAGGCAGAGAUGCACUUGAUUCACUGUAUCUCCAGUUUAAUGACUUCAGUAGCUGUAUUGAAUUACUAUGUUAUUUUCAGUUGGCUCUGUGGUUAAGGCUUUGGACUGAUUGGGAAGUUGUUCAAAUCCCAACACCACAAGUUGCGUCCUUGAACAAGACUCUUAAACCUCGACUGCUUUGGUGUGUUCUGUCUCAGUUGUACCUUUCUUUGGAUAAAUGAGAACUGGAAAUGUAGCAGUGUUUCUCAUUUUUGUACUUGCUGGAUGUAUUUUUAAAUAAUACACUCUUUUUUUUGCUGAUAUCUCUUAACUAAGUGGUGCAUGAUGUAGUUAAGAACUGAUGCCACUCUAUUAAAUGGUGACCUACUACCCCUUAUUGUCCACACAGACAACGCAAACCAGACAUUUCAUCAGUUCUGCACCAUUUUGACAUGCUAAUUUGGCUCACCAGAAGCGUUCUUUAAAAGACUGUCUCUUUACACAAUGUGACAAAAGCGCUAGGAGCAGAAUUGUGUGCUUCAGCAGAACGUCAAGCUGCGCAAGUUGAUUAUUUGGAUUGUAACAAGGAAAUGCUCUGUGGGUUUUUGUUGUAAAGUUCAGAAAUCUUUAAGAGGGAUAGACAUCAUUAUAGAGCUUAAUUCAUGUGAAUGUUUAUGUGUAUACUGUGCACACUGAAUACAUUACCAAGCUUGCUUAGGUCUAGUGUUUGCAUCUAAUAAAAGACAGUUUGUUUAGACUCUGUAAACAA